AUGUGCAGUAUUGAAGAUGAUGGAGAACUCCGACCAGUGAAGAAUGAUUCUACUCAGAGCCUGCAAGAAAAGAAAUGUGUCAAGUGCGACCAGCCAGGUGUCGUCGUCACCCGAAUCCAUGAUUGUUUCUGCAAAUCGUGCUUUCAAGUGUACGUGAUUCAUAAGUUUCGAGCAGCUAUUGGCAAGUCCAAGUUGAUUCGAGAGGGGGAACGUGUUCUGGUGGCAUUUUCAGGGGGAGCCAACUCUGCAGCCUUGCUUCAUUUGAUACAAGAUGGAUUAAGCGACAGAGCACACAGAAAGCUUCGAUUCAUCCCAACAGUUCUACACGUUGAUGAAUGUGGUGUUCUUGAUGUGAGUAGCGAUGCAAGACAAGAAUUGAGACAAAAGAUUGCCAGGGUGAUGUUGAAGUCUGGUUUUCCAGCGUACAUUGUCGACUUUGAACAGGCUAUAGAUAUUGAGCGUAAAAAUAUGGGGACACAAAAUGGAACAGACGGUGUUAGCAGUGAUAGUGGUUGUCUGGUCCAUGAUGCCAAGGAUGGAUUGAGCACACCUGCUGUUGAUGCCUCGCAGACCAAUAAGCUAAGGUCACUCGUUGGUAGUGUUGCUUCACUGACAAGCCAAGAGGACUUUGUUCGACAUCUAAGGAACCAGUUGAUUGUCUGCAUCGUCCGCCAGAUGGGGUUCUCAAAAGUUCUGACUGCCGAAUGUUCCACCCGGUUAUCCAUUAAAAUCCUGACAGAUAUUGCUCAAGGUCGUGGCUCACAGCUGUCGCUGAACACGGCAUUUUGUGAUCAACGCAACGGUGACGUUCUGUUUGUACGGCCUGUGAGAGAUUUAACAUCUAAAGAGCUCGUGAUGUACAAUACUUUGUUUGAAGUUGACAGUGUUUUUAUACCCAGCAUUACCACAAAGACAGCGAAAGACUCGAGCAUAGAGCGACUGACGGAAACAUUUGUUACUGGUCUUCAGGCAGACUUCUCUUCAACAGUUGCUAAUAUUGUCAGGACUUCAGAAAAACUUGAACCACCAGAUUUAGAGAACAGCCAGGCCUGUGUAUUUUGCCAGUCACCCCUGGACACGGAUGUUGGCAAAGCCUCAGCCUUGCGGGCAAUUGAGUACUCUCAACGAAUUUCACGGGCAGGCCAGAAUGCGAAGUCUGCCAAUUGUCAUGGUGAUGACACAAAAUGCCAGGAUAAGGCAGCAGGUGAAAGUAAUUGCCAGGCACCGGAGCUGGCUCGCUCUCUUUGUUACGGAUGUCGUGUGACUCUACAGAAUUUUAAUUUUGAGAAGUCAUCGCUGCCUAACUUGGUCCGGCAAAGAUCUGCUGCAAAAAACACAAGCCACUUGCUGAGGGAGAAGAUCUCUGAGUUUCUUCUGGAAGAUGUCGACAGCUGA
This is a messenger RNA of Candidula unifasciata, 1395 nucleotides long. NCBI's taxonomy places the organism in Eukaryota, Metazoa, Mollusca, Gastropoda, Stylommatophora, Geomitridae. The record is from the annotation of a GenBank genome assembly.